UCAUCACCCGUGACUUGGGUUGCUUGCUGCACACAUACACGUACCCGGUAGCUCUGCAGCGCCUGCGCGCGCUAUGUGCGCGACAAGAUCACACUUGUUGCGAUGAGUGUCGAUGAUGCAAGUAUAGAUAGAUGAUCAUGCCUCCGCGACCGCCGCAACCUUCCACGCUCAUACCUUUCCACCAACAGCCUUGACGCCAUUCAUCCCAAUGGUUGCGUCAUACAUCAACUCCAACUCACCCAGCGCUUCGUCACCAAACUCUUGCUCAUUUCGACUUCAGCUCAGGGCACGUCCUGUAGCGCCAUCCCUCGCAAGGACCAGGCUGGCCCACAUUCGAUCGCGUCAAAGCCAAGGUGCAUGCCGAAUCUGAAUCCAGAUUCCACCACGGGCACAAGCCAGCAUUCUUUACAUUACUGCUGGAGAAGGUCCCCUUGCCUAGCCCCGAAGUCAGAAGUCGCAGAACCCCGCAUCAAAGCCAAAAUAUGUCACGUCUCUUUCGUCGAGGUAGCGAAGACCAAGGCCUCUCCGAGGGGGUAAUAGCGCCGAACACCCAGAGCGCAGACGCCGCAGCAGCAGCCCAGAUCACCCCAAGCGCUCGACGAGGAGGCUUUCUAUCCAGUCCAUUCCGGCGAGGGUCUGUCCAAAGCACAGGAAGUGCUGCAAACGCAGAGCCAGUCUCUGCUGGCUUUCUCGAAACAAGCGCUACUUCGACAAACCCCAGCUUAGCGCCGCCCUUUUCAGGUCCGCCUACAGGCCAGCGCUUUUUUCCAAGAAGCCUGACCACCGACGCACCUGCUUUGGCUGCUCAUGCACCAGCCGGUCCGAUUCUUCGCAGGCCUAGCGCUCAAGCUCAUCAGAGUCGAGCGCCGCGGAGCGUGACCUACCACCCCGGCGCGGGCGACACCUCGGGGCUGGAUUAUGCUAGUGAAGGUGAGGCCACCAGGGCCCUUAAUGCUGGCUCAUCAGGAUUUCACCUAGAGGGUCGCAGCUAUCGCUUUCAGCCUGGUAUGGCGGACGGCGGGCUUUACGGGCGGUCUUACACCGCCACACAGAACACGAUCCGCGAUAGCACGGCACAGCUGGCUGGAAUGGCUUUGAUGUCUGAUGAUGAGGGAAGUAACGCAUCGCAGUCUCGUAUCGAGGAGCGAGAUGAGCCUGAAAGUGGUGCAGCAACACCACCCGACGCAAAUCUGGCUUGUGAUUCUCUUCAGAUCGGACCUCAAUCAUUCAAACCCUCGUCGUUUGCCAGCAACACAUCCCAGCAGCGCGGCCCUAGCAAUCUCAGUAGGGCUUUGGAUCUUAAUGGCGGCUCAGCGGCAGCUGUCGACAUUCCAUCGGCGAGCAAUGAGAGCACUCCAGUUGCUGGUGCACGCUCGCCAAACGUCACUGUAGACUCACAAGGACCAACAGACGACACUACGCCCCGAGCCGGUCUCGCACUCGCAGAUCUCGAAGCUGGGGAAGCGACUCCGUUGCUUCGCGCGAACGGAUCUGCUUCAAAAGCUCGAGCUCGUCAAUCUGCGUACGGCGCUGCCUCCUCCGCGAAGAGCAGAGGAUGGUCAAGGUCGGACGCGCGCUCUGCCCAGUCCAUGGGCGCGUCCGCCAUCUCCGUCCCUGGCAUCCACGGGGAGCACGGCGCUGAAGAUGCGCAUGCGGGCGAGUCUGGCUUCAGCGUCAGGUCAUGGCGCGGCGCUCAGAGCGCCGGCCACGACAUGAGUCAGUCCGUUUACGGAUCAGGAGUUCUUGCUGCUGCUAUGGCAGAGGCAGCAGCUGAAGAGGCGCAUGGACGAGCUCGGACACCCGUCGCUCCUGACGCCUCCUACACAUCCCAAGGCCAUGCACUUGCUGUUGGAAGCUCAGAGACGAAUCAGUGGUCGCAGCAAGCCUUGCCGCCCUGGUGGAGGCUUUUGCCGACGGGCCUGCGACCGGGAAAAGGGACGAGAAAGGUGAAAGACAUUUCGAACCCUUUGAAUCAUCUCCGCGAUGCCUUCGAGUCCCUCAAGAAGCUGACCUGGCGGGACGUCGGAAAUGCCAGCGUCGAACCGGUGCGACUAUUGCCCGCUGUCAUCUUGGGACUUUUGCUCAACGUGCUCGACGGCGUUUCUUACGGACUCAUCAUCUUUCCAAACUCGUAUCCGAUCUUCUCUGAUUUCGGAGGCGACGGCGUAUCUAUGUUCUUUGUCACCUGCGUCAUUAGUCAACUCGUGUACUCCCUUGGAGGUUCCAUCUUUCGCGGAGGUAAUGGCUCCAUGAUGAUCGAGGUCGUGCCCUUUUUCCACAUUCUGGUGCAAGGCAUUAUCAAUGAGCUAGGGGACGAGGAUGCCGCAGCAGUCAUCUCGACCACAAUCGUGUCAUUUGCCCUCUCUUCCAUCUUUGCUGGCGUCGUUUUCUUGCUGUUGGGAUACUUCCGACUCGGCGUGCUCAUCGGCUUCUUCCCGCGGCACAUCCUUGUCGGCUGCAUCGGAGGCGUCGGUGUGUUCCUGAUCGAGACUGGCAUGGAGGUGGCCGGCCAGCUCAAGUCUGAGGGAGGUUUCAAUUGGGAUCUGCCGACCUUCCAGUACUUCACUCAGAGCUGGGACAUGGUGGCUCAUUGGGCCCCAGCACUUGGUCUUGCCAUUCUGCUCAGACUUAUCACCGCCAGAUUCCACCACCCGCUGAUCUUUCCAGCAUAUUUCUUGGUGCUGCCAGUGCUCUUCUAUGCAUUCGUGGUUGGUGCCGGUCGACAAACCUUGCCAUUCCUUAGAGAUCAUGGCUGGGUGUUCGACAUCGGCGAUGCCGGCAACACACCAUUCUGGAGAUUCUACACCUACUUUGACUUCCGCAAAACCAGUCUCACGGCUCUCUGGUCGACCAUGCCGACGCAACUUGCGCUCACUUUCUUCAGCAUUCUGCACGUCCCACUCAAUGUCCCCGCGCUCGCUGUCAGCGUCGGUGAGGAUAACCUCGACACCGACCGCGAACUUGUGGCUCAUGGUGUGUCGAACAUCUUGGCGGGUCUGCUUGGAUCUGUGCCAAACUAUCUCUGCUACGUCAACUCCGUCCUCUUCUAUCGCGUGGGCGGCGGUAGUCGCCUUUCAGGUGUGAUGCUCGCCGCUGGUACUGCAGGCAUCCUCAUUGCCGGUCCUGGGGCUAUCAGCUACCUGCCUAUCGUCGUGGUGGGAGCUCUUAUCUUCGUGCUUGGCAUCGAUCUUGUGAAAGAGGCGCUAUGGGACACGAUUGGACGAGUGAAUCGUUGGGAGUAUUUCACAAUCGUGGCAAUCAUUGCGGUCAUGACGUAUUAUGACUUCGUGGUAGGCAUCCUGGUGGGCAUUAUUCUCGCCUGCUGUUUCUUUGUCAUUCAGACGUCCAAGCGCAGGGUCAUUCGGGCGGUGUUGGACGGUAGCAUUGCCAGAAGCACGGUUCGCAGGCACGCUACUCAAAGGCAUUUCCUUGAUGCCGUAGGCAGUCAAACGCAGAUCGUGAAAUUGCAGGGCUUCCUGUACUUUGCAAACAUUUCCUCCGUUGAGGAGCUGAUGCGGCGAGCUCUUGACAUUGCAGCUUGGCAGCGCAACCCCAUUCGUUUUCUCAUCGUCGACUUUAGCUUGGUAUCAGGCAUCGACUUCAGUGCAGCGGAGGCCUUUACCCGCGUGUCACGCCUGCUGGACGCCAAAGAUGUGGUCCUGGUAUUCUGUGGACUAGCGCCUGACAGCGACGUCGGCGAUGCUCUUCGCGCAGUCGACAUCCAUGAGGGAGUCAGGCUAGAGAUCUUCCAGCAUCUGAACGAGGCUUUGGAGUGGACCGAAAACCAAUUUCUGCGCAGCAUGUAUGCUUCGGGCCUUGCUGCGGGGAAACAAUUCACGCAGGCGUCGGUGGCUGCUGGCGAUGGUCUCGAUAUGCCGGACAAGAAGAGAAAGCCCGCAUUCGUGUUGGAUGAAGCCUUUGAAAAUUCUCCACGCAGACAUCAUCUGCAAGAAGCCGCGAUAGAAGCUGCAAAAGGAACCUCGGACGCAAUGGCUGCUGUGCGGGCUGCUGCUGGUGUCGAAGAAGGCGGAACAAAUCCCUCCACGUCGGCUGCCGCUCCCAGCACUCCCGCAGAGGUUGCCAUCCAAGCUCCACCAGUUCCACGUGUGCAGCCUCUUCCUCUCCUCAUGGCAACGUUCCAGGCUUACAGAGAUCCUCAGGCGGGCGAGAAGAUCUUCAUGGAGCUCGCGAAGAGCUUUGAACCUCUUCACUUGUCCGCUGGCGAGACCCUUUGGGAGCGCGGUGAUGAGUCUGACGCGAUGUAUUUGAUCCAGGCUGGCAUCUUGAAAGCUAGGUACGACUUCCAAGAGGGGUACGAAAUCAAUGAGGCGAUGCUUGCGGGCACGAUUGCUGGCGAGAUGACGUUCCUUGCGCGAGAACCUCGCAACACGACUGCUUUUGCGGACUCGGACUGUACGCUUUGGCGCAUGGACAGGAGGUCGCUUUCGGAGAUGGAAAACGGUUCUGCAAAGACGUUUAGCAUCUUUAUACGCAUGCUUUUGCGAGCUUCGAACGAGGAGAGCGCUGGAUUGAUGUCUUAUCUGGUCAGCAGGUUAUCCUGAUAAUGUAUACGAUGGUAAUUUAGAGGCAAGCCCCACAUUCGAUAUCGAGACCGCAAAAGUCUACCUUGUGCCUGACAACUUGCACUCAAUCAAUAGCCACCGAAGCGUACGCG
Messenger RNA from Ceraceosorus guamensis, 4675 nucleotides. RefSeq lists its product as hypothetical. The transcript is spliced from 8 exons. Bases 483 to 4562 code for a protein of 1359 amino acids. Gene Ontology annotation, cellular component: membrane. The record is from RefSeq and is a predicted model, not a curated record. Lineage: Eukaryota; Fungi; Basidiomycota; Exobasidiomycetes; Ceraceosorales; Ceraceosoraceae.